Molecule: messenger RNA, 825 nt
Organism: Pipistrellus kuhlii (Kuhl's pipistrelle)
Lineage: Eukaryota; Metazoa; Chordata; Mammalia; Chiroptera; Vespertilionidae
Product: submaxillary gland androgen-regulated protein 3A
Exons: 3
Coding region: 100-741 (213 amino acids)
Source: RefSeq, a predicted model, not a curated record
CUUGUCAUCUUUGGAAGGUAACUGGCUGGAGACAUUCUGAUCAGCAGACUACUCAGCUCUGAAAAGGAUCCUCACACAAAGAUAGGAGUAACCAUAAGGAUGAAACCACUGUGUUUCAUCUUGGGCCUUUUGGCCCUUGAAGCCUGUUUCUCGCCUGGGGAGAGCCAUAGAGGGCCCCGAGGACCAUAUCCACCGUAUCCGCAGAUGCCGCCUCCUUAUCCUCCACAGCCUUUUGACCCAAGAUUUGGUCCACCACCUCCUCCACCUCCUCCCCCUUUUGGCCCGGGGAGAAUUCCACCACCUCCCCCUUUUGGCCCAAUGGGAAUUCCUCCACCUCCUCCUCCUCCCCCUUUUGGCCCAGGGAGAAUUCCUCCUCCUCCUCCUCCUCCCCCUUUUGGCCCAGGGAGAAUUCCUCCUCCUCCACCUUAUGACCCACGUUAUCCAUAUCCACCUUUCCAACCAAAUCCAUAUGUACCCGAACCUGCAGUGAACCCUGGAUACCCUCCAGUAUAUCCUUCCUACGUUACCCCUGCAUCCGAAAUACAAGCUACUACAACAAGCACCACUGCAACCAAAGAAAACCCCACUACAACCAAAGAAAACCCCACUACAACCAAAGAAAACCCCACCACCACCAAAACAGACUCCACCAGCUCUACAACUACUACUCCUACUACCAAAGCUGAAACUACUACUACUUCCAAGGGAUUUUUUGAUAAAGUAGCAAACAUUUGGGGAUAAGGAUGAGAUUUCCUAUAGCUCUGAGCUGUGGGGAGAAAUUAUCUUAGAAAGAAACCAAAACAACAUUAGGCAAACAACUUGAAA